This is a messenger RNA of Sus scrofa (pig), 3992 nucleotides long. RefSeq names its product nudix hydrolase 12 (gene NUDT12). The record is from RefSeq and is a predicted model, not a curated record. Gene Ontology annotation, molecular function: NADH pyrophosphatase activity; protein binding; metal ion binding. Gene Ontology annotation, cellular component: cytosol; peroxisome. NCBI's taxonomy places the organism in Eukaryota, Metazoa, Chordata, Mammalia, Artiodactyla, Suidae. Gene Ontology annotation, biological process: NADP+ catabolic process; NAD+ catabolic process.
AGGGAGGGGUCGCCGGAAGUUCCAGAAGCUCCAUCCGGCGCCAGGGAGAGUGAGUGUGUAUUUUCCCGGUCUUUCGACUACAUCAAGUUUUUUUCUACCCUGGUCGCAUUUGGGUUAGUAACAGCUUCGGCGAGUUAGCCACUUCCAGUGCCCCUUCCGGAGCCGGUAACCAGUUCCCCGGUGCGCUUGGAUCUCCGCGCUGUCUGGCCGGCUCUGCUGGAUGGUGUGGCGCAGCCGCGCGCUGGGGUGCGGGUGCAGGCGCCACGGACUUUGCAGCCCAGGCUCACAGGAGGCGGCUGGAGACGCAGCCGAUCCUGCGCAGUCUUUGAGGAAGAAAUGUCUUUUGUAAAAAGGAGUCCAAACCAAGAAAUAAUUUCCCAAUUUCACCAUUCAGCAGCAGAAGGGGAUAUUGCCAGAUUAACAUUAAUACUCAGUCAUUCUCCAUCUCUUCUCAAUGAAACUUCUGAAAAUGGAUGGACUGCUUUAAUGUAUGCUGCAAGGAAUGGGCACCCAGAUGCUGUCCAAUUUCUACUCGAGAAAGGGUGUGACAGAUCGAUUGUAAAUAAAUCAAGACAGACUGCACUGGAUAUUGCUAAAUUUUGGGGUUAUAAGCAUAUAGCUAACUUACUAGCUAAUGCUAAAGGUGGGAAGAAGCCUUGGUUCCUAACCAGUGAAGUGGAAGAAUGUGAAAAUUAUUUUAGCAGGACACUACUAGACCGGAAAAGUGAAAAAAGAAAUAAUUCUAACUGGUUAUUAGCAAAAGAAAGCCAUCCAGCCACAGUUUAUAUCCUUUUCUCAGAUUUAAAUCCCUUGGUUACUCUAGGUGGCAAUAAAGAAAGUUUCCAACAGCCAGAAGUCAGGCUUUGUCAGCUCAACUACACGGAUAUAAAGGAUUAUUUGGCUCAGCCUGAGAAGAUCACCUUGAUUUUCCUUGGAGUAGAACUCGAAAUGAGAAAAGAGUUAUUUAAUUAUGCUGGGGAAAUCUCAAGAGAAGAAGAAGAUGGGUUGGUUGCCUGGUUUGCUUUAGGUAUAGAUCCUGUUGCUGCUGAAGAAUUUAAGCAAAGACAUGAAAAUUGUUAUUUUCUUCAUCCUCCAAUGCCAGCUCUUCUGCAAUUAAAAGAAAAAGAAGCUGGGGUUGUAGCUCAAGCAAGAUCUGUUCUUGCCUGGCACAGUCGAUACAAGUUCUGCCCAACCUGUGGAAGCGCAACUAAAAUUGAAGAAGGUGGCUAUAAAAGAGUAUGCUUAAAAGAAGACUGUCCUAGCCACCAUGGUAUUCACAAUACAUCAUACCCAAGAGUUGAUCCAGUAGUAAUCAUGCAAGUUAUUCAUCCAGAUGGGACCAAAUGUCUUUUAGGCAGGCAGAAAAGAUUUCCCCCUGGCAUGUUUACCUGUCUUGCUGGAUUUAUUGAACCUGGGGAGACAAUAGAAGAUGCUGUUCGGAGAGAAGUAGAAGAGGAAAGUGGAGUCAAAGUUGGCCAUGUUCAGUAUGUCUCUUGUCAACCAUGGCCAAUGCCCUCCUCCUUAAUGAUUGGUUGCUUAGCUGUGGCAGUGUCUACAGAAAUUAAAGUUGACAAGAAUGAAAUAGAGGAUGCCCGCUGGUUCACUAGAGAACAGGUUGUGGAUGUUCUGACCAAAGGGAAGCAACAGGCAUUCUUUGUGCCACCAAGCCGAGCUAUUGCACAUCAAUUAAUCAAACACUGGAUUGGAAUGAACCCCAAUCUCUAAAUCAGAUAAUUAAACUUUGACUAUGUCUAAUUGAUUUCUAAUCCCACUUAUUCCUCAAGUGAGAUUAUAAAUGUUUAGUGCUCUUUAGAAUGUCACAACACAGAUACCAUAUUGGGUUUUUAAACUGUACCAUCUAUCUUAACUACAAAAUUUAUAUUUUUAUAAAUUACAACAUUGCCUCAGAUUUUGUAAAAUCUGACCAUUCUCUGAACAUUUUUUUUCGUUGUGCUCCACAAUUUUAUCUCACAAAACCAUAUUUCUAAUACGAGAAAGCAUACUGUAAAGAAAUAUGUUCAAAAAAAAAAAAACGUAAAUCUAAACUCCAGCACCUCAUGCAGGCAUUAGACCAUUCACUAAAAUUCUUUUUUUUUUUUUUUUUUUUUGAGAAUGAGAUAAAAUAUUUUGCUGAAUUUUGAGCUUGAUUUUUGGUAUUUUUGACAUCAUAAAGGUCCUUUUGGUUGUCAGUAGCUGAUUUUUACUCAUCUUCUCAUUGUAAUCCACUUUUUCUCCUUUUUCCACUGUUCUAUCAGUGCUCCGUUACAGUGUUGCUACUAAUCUGUUUUGAUCAAUAUUAAGAAUUUUCUUUUUUAACACUUUUCUUAGUCAUCAGUAUAACCAUACCCUCAGGAAAGGAAAACAUCAGUAAGAGCAUGUCAUUGUGUUUGGUACCCCCUUCUUAAACAUAAAAUUAAUUAACAUAAUCUAUUUGUUAACUGUACAAAGUUGUUCUUAAGAUAAAUCAGGAUUCUCUGCUUUUUCACUGAAAUUAAACAUAUUUGAAAAAAUACUUUACAAAGGUCAGGUGUUAAAUAAAAUCCCAGAGAGAUUUACUUAUUUAAUAAAAACAAUGGCUUAUGUCAUUUUGUAAUAAGGCAUGUGUCUUCAUUUGCAGAAAAUUAUAUAAUCAUUACUAAUAACUAUUAAAUUCAAAUACAAAUCCUAGUUUGGACCUUAUUUCAACAUAUUCUGUGAAGCAUUUAUAUAAUAACUAUAUCUUAAAAAUGAAUCAGUAAAAUUUUAGAGAAAGUAAAUUGUAAUUGUUCAAAACUUUGCAACAUAGAACUGUCAUUCUUGACAAGGCUGUUUUGAAAUUGUUUAAAAGUUAAUUUAUAAAUGUAUAAAUUUAUGUACUUUGGCUCUUUACUAUUAUAUGUUAGAACUGGAAGAGACCUUAAGGACAAUAUAUGUAGUUCAAUGCCCUUUUUUUAAUAGAUAAGGAAAAUGAAAUCCUGAAAGGUGAAUUUAAUUAAUUUAUCUAUUAAAGAUGAAUCAAUUAAUUACUUGGUGAAAGUUACACAGUGACAGUUACUUAUAAUUGCUGAUAUGAUUAAUUGUAAUAAAAUAACAAAACAGUGUUUACUGUAGAAACUAGUACAGGAUUCUCCCUCUAAUAGGAAGUAGAAAGUAUUACUGAAAGUAUAUCCAAAAUAGGAGUUCCCCCUUUUGUACAGUGGAUUAAGAAUCUGACUACAGCUGCUGGGGUCUCUGAAGAGAGACCAUCCCCAGCCAGCACAGCCAGUUAAAGGAUCUGGCAUUGUCACACACAACUAUGACAUAGGUCACAUCUGCAGCUCAUAUUCAGUUCCUGGUCUGGGAACUUUCAUAUGCCAUGUGUGCAGCUUUAAAAAAAAAAAAAAAAAAAAAGAGUAUAUGCAAUAUAAAUUAAAACAGGGUGAUAUGAAGAAUAAAUUUACUUUACCAAAUACUGCUAAUUAAAAUUUUAGAUACUAAAAUUCAUUUAAUAAGUUAAUUUUUGUGGACAAAACUUUAUUUUACUAAUGAACAAUGAUUUUCUUAGUAAUUGAUGAAGGCUUAUUGAUGUCAGGACUUUAGACAAAAUUAAAUCUUACAUAGGACAUUUAGAUACAUAAUCAGAUUUGAACUACAUACGUAUACAGAAAAUGAAGUGCCUUGAUUAGUAUGAAAUAUAAUGACUCAAUGUCCAAUUUUAUCCCAGAUGUAAUUUUAAUACUUACAGACUCUAAGAUUACAUCAGAAAAUUACAGGUUUUCACAAUAUUAGGUUGGUCAAGUAAAAUGUAAACUUUCAACAAAAUGUUGUUAUAAAUUUAGUUUUGGAUAUUUAAUCCUGUACUCAGGGAAAAUCAAUAUCUAAGUAAAUUAUUGUUUUAAUAAUUAUUCUUAAAUUGCUAAGAAUAGUUACAUGUAAAUAUAAGGAAUAGCCAAGAAAUGGUAGAGGUUCAAGUGCCAUGACUGUAUUCUAAUGAAAAUGAAGGUAAUAAUACAUUAAAAUAUUUAUCUGUUUUC